UACAAAAGAGGUUAUCGUCAACAUGAUCAUUCAUAGUAUCUACAACAGAGGUUAUCGUCAACAUGAUCAUUCAUAGUAUCUACAACAGACGUUAUUCUCAACAUGAUCAUUCAUAGUAUCUACAACAGAGGUUAUUCUCAACAUGAUCAUUCAUAGUAUCUACAACAGAGGUUAUUCUCAACAUUAUCAUUCAUACUAUCUAUAAAACAGAGGUUAUCCUCAACAUUAUCAUUCCUAGUGAUGCUCCAACCAUGGAGAGAUAUAGGUUACCAUUCUCCUACUGAUCUGUUUCUCCCACUAGGUCUAUUACAUGUUUUUAUUAGAUCCAUGGUAUGUUACUGAACAACUACUAUUAGGCUAUAACAUGGAAUUGGAAGAUUGCCUGUCCUUAACCCCGACUGGGCACACUGGUUGAAUCAACAUUGUAUCCUUGUCAUUGAAAUUAAAUUACAUUGCAAAGUAGAAUAUAAUUUACUUCUGUGCCCAGUGGGCCACUUUUUCCCAGUUUAGUCAUGUAACCACAUUUUAAAUGACAGGAAGUUGAGAUUCUUUUGAUUUCACAGUGUGUAGACCUAUGAUCAUUAUUAGCUGCAGUUCGAGACGAAUGUUUGAAGCCCUGUAGCAUAGCCCAUUAUGUACAGUCCAGUUCUCUACAGUUGGAUUUCAGUCUGAUAAAAUGGGAAUUCCCGAUAUCGUUAGAUAGUCUUUGUUUUUGCUCUUAGUUGUUUGUAUAUCUGUUAUCGCACCGCUCCACUCUGGCGGGGCUCCGUCCGACGCUGCAGUUAUUUUUUACAGAGCGCGUAAGGAACCUCUACUUGUCCUACGUCACAACACGUAACGUUACACGGGUUUCUUCUCUUUCUGCCGCAGAGUUGAAACAAGGUGUCGGGUUAAGACGGCACGACUAUAAAGGAGAGGGGCAGGCAGGCUGGACACAACCAAAUAGAUAGACCGUCUGAAAGUGUUGAAACAACGAGUGGCAGAAUGACGGUUUGUUGUGAGUCGUGGAGCAGUGAGCGCUGCUCCUUUCAUCUGUUCAGCGGGGAGACAGAAAGCCGCCUGGGACUCUGCAAGAGAUUCAGGUCUACUAAGGGAGCAUCUAAAGCCAGGAGGGACCAGAUCAACUCUGAGAUCAGGAACAUGAGAACUCUGCUCCCCAUCCCUCAGGAGGACCAGGACAGACUGUCAUACCUCCACAGCAUGGCGGUUAUCACAGCAUACAUCAGGAAGAGCCUUCUGUAUAAGGGAUUAUCAGCUGAUCAGAGUCGUCUCUCCUCUUCCUCCUCCUAUCCUCUGUACGAGACCUUCCUCCCAGCCGUGCAUGGUUUCAUUCUGAUCCUCUCCUCCCGGGGCAGGCUGGUCUACGUCUCUGAGAACGUCUCUGAUUACCUGGGGCUCUCCAUGGUUGAUGUUCUUCAGGGAGACACAUUCUAUGACCUGGUGGAGAGUCAGGACGUGGAGACAGUUAGAUCUAACCUGGAGACAGACAACACAACGUCAACUGCAGAGAGGAGUUUUGUGUGUCGGAUGCACACCUCCAAGGCCUUCAGACUAGAGUACGGUAACUGCUGUUCUAUAAUGGUCCGAGGACGCUACCAGACCAUCCCACAAUCCCCCCAGUCCACCCCCACAUCCUCCCCAGACCGUGGCCGAUCUGGCCCCCCUGUGGACAGGGUGUUCUUGGCUCUCUGCACACCCACAGUGAACCACCUGGGCAACAGCAUCUUCUCCUCCUGCUCCUCCUCCUUCACCAGCCUCCAUAGACCAGACAUGAGCUUCAGUCACCUGGACGAAAGUGUUGUGUUUUACUUGGGCUACUCAUCGGAGGAGCUGAUUGGUCGAUCGUGGUACAGCCUCCUCCACCCUGAAGACCUCUCCUUGAGUGCCUACUCACAUAAGAGUCUGAUGCAGGCAGACGAGGGUAGGCAGAUGGAGAUGGUUCUGAGGCUCCAACACAGCGACCUCUCAUGGUCCUGGAUCUACACUAGAGCUGCUAAGCAUUCUGGGAACCAGGAAGUGAGCUGCUGUAACUACAUUAUCAGUGAAACAGAAGCCAUGUAUCUGAGGAAAAACAUCCACAGCGAUGCUUUCAGAGCCUCUCCUCCUCAGCCCUACUGCCCCUCUCCCACCCCCCAGCUGACCCAGAGCUGUUGCCCCACCAGGGACCUAAAGAGACAGAGAGCAUUCAGCCAGUGCAGUAGUAUAUCUGAGACUGAGAACAGGUCUAAGACCAGCAGGAGACAGAGAGCAGAGUCUAAUGCUGUGUUCUACGUGACAUCAUGUAGCUCCUCCUCCCAGGCCUCACCUGUCGCCGCCUUCUCCACCCCUCCCUACAGCCCCACCUCCUCCCACUACAGCUCCUCCCACUCUCCAGCACAGCAGGACGACACCAGCUCUGACUCUCUGUUGGAUGUGUAUGGCUACACAGAGAACUUAACCUCCUACUACCAUUGCCCUGAGGGAGGGACUGAGGUAGGGACUGGGCCUUCCUGCCUCCUCUCCCCCUCUAGGUCCUUCCAGCCCAGCUCGGAGCAGUCCUUCCACCAGGGUAUCUUCAGCCAGACUGACGCAUUCUCUCCUCAGUCCUGCCCUUCUUCUCCCCAGCAUGAUUGCCCAGCAUGCCCUGCUGAUGCCCGGCUGGUCCCUGACUGUCUAUCUGUAUCAGACCUGUUAGAGAGUUCAGCAGACUGCCCCAUCACCAUCCAUACUGAAGACUACAGCCUCUCGGUUCAGCCACAAGGUGGUGCCACCAGUCCAUACAGCCUCUCGGUUCAGCCACAAGGUGAUGCCACCAGUCCAUACAGCCUCUCGGUUCAGCCUCUAGGUGAUGCCACCAGUCCAUACAGCCUCUCGGUUCAGCCACAAGGUGGUGCCACCAGGACAUACCAGAGCCACCAUAUACCUCAGACUGUCGCUCCUCCUAUUGGAGGCCUGCUGACCCCUAGCCCCUCCCCGACCUCCGACCUCUCCUUCCUCUACAGUGACAGAGACAAGGUAGAGAUCAGUAUCCUAGCCCAGCAGAUCUCCUCUCUGGCCUCCAGCUUCGACCUGUUCAACACCCUGAGCCCCAUCCAGACCCCACAUCAGCCCAGCUCAGAACCCCUUCCCUGGGCACAGCUCCCAGGUCACUCCCCUGUCCCCCUCUGCAUCAAGCCAGAGCUGGUGCUGGAUGAGGGAGUGUUUGAUAGUCUCCUGAAGGAUCUGAGCAUGGUUCAGGGACCUGGGAGUCUGUCUCACUGCUACCAACCUCAGGACCCUUCCACCCUGGCUCUGUCUUCUCUAGUGGACCCUCUAUCCACGGAGCAGUCAUGCCGCUCUCUCUCCCUCCCCCUGGAACUCCCCUCAUCCCUCUCUCUCUCCCUCCCCCUGCAACACCCCUCGUCCCUCUCUCUCUCCCUCCCCCUGGACCCAUUUCACCCUAACCUGGAUCCCUUCUCUCUGAGGACAAGCUGUCAUAAUCAGACCUCUGAGUUGCAUCAACUCAACCUGCCCCACAGUCUCCAUCAAGAUGGGCUUGUUGAAGAAUCCAUGUACUGAUGUGAGUCUAAAUAGACUUACAGUACUAGCCCUCGUAUGGCAUAUUGUCAUGACUACCAAGUCUUCCAGCCAGAGUCCAAAAUGAAGACUUUUAAAAUAAUAAAUACCUUUUAAAGACUUCUACAAUAUUUAGUAGUUGGUACUUUUCAAGGGAACAUGUUUCCCAAAUAUCUAUUAUUUUUGUAAAUUAAAUUGUGAUGAGAGGAAGUGAAUCUUAUCCAGUGGACCAAACUGCUGAGGAGCUUGUUACUAUUUUGUUGUUGUGUUAACUAUAUUGAUACCUGUUGACUGCUGUAAUUCACCAUCUGUGUUGAUGAUGAUGUUGUCCUGAUUCUGGUAGCAUUGUACUGCACUGUUACCAUCUAGAAAACUGACGACCAGAUAUGUAGAAUUGAUGUUUCUGUGAAUGUCGAGGGACCGUGAUGAUGAUUUAUUACUGAGCACUUUCUGGAUGUGUUUGAGCUGUUUGAGAUAAUGUCACAUGUGGGACGCGACGUGGAGACCUCCUCCCAGAGGAGGUUGAAGCAGAAUAGUAGAUUCUAAAGUGCGACCCAAAUGACACACUAUUCCCUGUAUAGUGCACUACUUUUGACCAGAGCCCUAUGGAGAUAUAGGGUGCCAUUUGAGAAACAUCCAUAGGUGUUAAAAAGAUAAUGAAGUAACUACCUCAGUAAUGCCACUACAUUCAUUCCUAGCCUGAAACUACUGUUUAGUAAGUGUGUGUAUUUAUUGGUAGAGAUGACUGUUAUACAUAUUGUUUCAUUCCCGUGUUUGUCUACUAGUUGUGCUACUGAAAACUCUUUGUUUGUAACCAUUGGUAACCAUUAUUCAGUACAUUUGUCUAGAAUACAUAUGUUGUUUUGAUAAAAUGCUGCUUGGUUGGAUGUAAUUGUACAAAAGCAAAGUAUUUUUGCAAUUGGUUUUCUAAUUUUUUAAAUGCAAGUUAUUAAAACGCAUAAAAUAUGA
Oncorhynchus tshawytscha (Chinook salmon) is the source of this 4503-nucleotide messenger RNA. RefSeq names its product neuronal PAS domain protein 4 like (gene npas4l). Lineage: Eukaryota; Metazoa; Chordata; Actinopteri; Salmoniformes; Salmonidae. Gene Ontology annotation, molecular function: protein dimerization activity; DNA-binding transcription factor activity, RNA polymerase II-specific; RNA polymerase II transcription regulatory region sequence-specific DNA binding. The transcript is spliced from 9 exons. The record is from RefSeq and is a predicted model, not a curated record. The coding region runs from base 985 to 3537 and encodes 850 amino acids. Gene Ontology annotation, biological process: regulation of transcription by RNA polymerase II.